AUGCCCGAGGAAGCACCCGUCGUCUCGCAUGGUCGCGGAGGCCAAGGUAAUAUCGGACACGACCCAACGCAGUACAUUGAUGGUGAAAUUGUCCGCGAAGGAAACUACGGCGACCAAGGCGAUGGCGCAUACUCUGCUGGUCGCGGCGGCGCAGGAAAUAUCGGUUCCCCAAUGGUUCGUCCAACUUCGAAAGUCCCGCACGAUGCGGAGAUGAUUCCCGAACUUGCAGUUCGGGAUUCAACUGAUGAGAAUUAUCAUGUUGGGCGUGGUGGACAGGGAAAUGUGCAUCUUGAUGCGGCUAGUAAGGAGAAAAAGGUUGCGCAUGAGGGGUUGGCCGAUCGAUUGAAGAAUAAGUUGUUUGGGAAGAAAUAA
Molecule: messenger RNA, 372 nt
Organism: Penicillium angulare
Lineage: Eukaryota; Fungi; Ascomycota; Eurotiomycetes; Eurotiales; Aspergillaceae
Product: DUF3602 domain-containing protein
Exons: 5
Coding region: 1-372 (123 amino acids)
Source: RefSeq, a predicted model, not a curated record